GCCGUGAUGGUCGAUCCAAUCCAAACCAUGGAGGGGAUGACUCUUAUUCGAUCUGAUCCGGAUACUACUGUCGCAUGCCACUCCCUCCCUCCCAUCCAUCCAUCCAAACAUCCAGCCAUAAUCCAGCCCACCCACGGACCCAUCCAUCCAUCUACCCAUCCAACCUUCCAACCUUCCAGCCAUGAAUCAUGAACCUCUCUCGCCUUCCAAGGCCCAUGCAGUAGUGUCUGACCGCCACCAAACCCAAACCCCUAAUAUUAGAUCCAGCCUACAUCCUUAGCCUGACCGAUGCCUGCACCAGGGCACCUACCUACUGUACCUCGUACAUGAUACAGAUGGCCCGGUGCCCUUCCGAU
Messenger RNA from Aspergillus sclerotioniger CBS 115572, 356 nucleotides. RefSeq lists its product as uncharacterized. The coding region runs from base 28 to 192 and encodes 54 amino acids. The record is from RefSeq and is a predicted model, not a curated record. The transcript has a single exon. NCBI's taxonomy places the organism in Eukaryota, Fungi, Ascomycota, Eurotiomycetes, Eurotiales, Aspergillaceae.